This is a messenger RNA of Thyridium curvatum, 1332 nucleotides long. RefSeq lists its product as uncharacterized. Gene Ontology annotation, biological process: zinc ion transmembrane transport. Lineage: Eukaryota; Fungi; Ascomycota; Sordariomycetes; Thyridiales; Thyridiaceae. Gene Ontology annotation, cellular component: plasma membrane. Gene Ontology annotation, molecular function: zinc ion transmembrane transporter activity. The transcript has 7 exons. The record is from RefSeq and is a predicted model, not a curated record. The coding region runs from base 1 to 1332 and encodes 443 amino acids.
AUGGAUGCCGCCGCCAAGCAGAAGCCCGUCUGUGGCAGUGAUGGGGAAGUUGGAGAGUAUGACCUAGCUCUUCAUGUUGUUGGAUUGUUCCUGGUCCUCGGUGCUUCCAUCUUCGGAGCCGGGUUUCCCGUCGUCGCGAAGAAGGUCAAGUGGAUCAAGAUCCCGCCCAAGAUUUUCUUCGCCUGCAAGCAUUUCGGUACCGGUGUCCUCGUGGCAACUGCUUUCGUUCAUCUUCUGCCCACUGCCUUUGGAAACCUUACCAACCCCUGCCUUCCGGACCUGUUCACCGAGCAGUACCCCCCGAUGCCCGGUGUCAUCAUGAUGGGUGCCAUGUUCUGCCUUUUCGUCAUCGAGAUGUGGCUGAACGCCAAGAUGGGCGGUCAGGCUCACUCCCACGGCGGACCGAUGGGUCUCGACAGCGCUUCGGAGGCUCACGGCCAUGGCCAUGGUCAAGGCCACGGCCACGGCAUGGUCGCCGCCGCCCCGCCUCCCCGCCCGCCCCGAUACAACAGCCGCGACAGCUUCGAGACGGAGGACCAGAUCGAGUACGAGAAGAAGAUCGCUCAGAAGAUGUUCGAGGAGACCGCGCGCAUGCAGCAGCAGCAGCAGCAGCAGAGGAACCCCUUCGACGACAAUGCCAACGAGCUUCUUCCCCCCUCGGAGAUGCCGCCCUGGUUCAUCGUCUUCUACGAGCAGUACGUCCGCCAGCGCCUCGAGAUGAUGAACAUGAUCCGCUCCUACGUGCCCCGCCCCCAGGAGAUCCAGCAGAAGGAUGAUUCCACCGUGACCGUGACCGAGUCUCCCUUCAUCGACGAGGAGGGCCAGAUGGUCGACCCGAUGGUCUACCGCAAGAUGUCGCUCAACAUCACCCUUCUCGAGGGUGGUAUCCUGUUCCACUCCGUCUUCGUUGGCAUGACCGUCUCGAUCACCGUUCAGGGUUUCGUCAUCCUGCUCGUCGCCAUUCUGUUCCAUCAGAUGUUUGAGGGUCUCGGUCUCGGCUCACGUAUCGCGGCAGUCCCUUACCCGAGGGGCAGCAUUCGCCCCUGGCUCCUGGUUGUUGCUUUCGGUACCACUGCGCCCAUCGGCCAGGCCAUCGGCUUGAUCACGAGGAACACCUACGAUCCCAACAGCGCUUUUGGUCUGAUCAUCGUCGGUAUCUUCAACGCCAUUUCCUCCGGCCUGCUUCUCUACGCUGCACUGGUGGACCUGCUCGCCGAAGAUUUCCUCUCCGAGGAGGCAAACCGUGUCCUGACAAAGAAGGACAAGACGACUGCAUUCUGCUUUGUCCUCUUGGGCGCUGCUGGCAUGUCUGUUGUCGGUGCCUUCGCCUAA